ACUUUGAUACCAAUGAUGAAAUUGAGAGCUUUAGGUUUUUGGGGACUGGUGGAAUGGAUGUGAGCUUUGAGGAUGAGAGAAUGUGGAAGCAAUUUAAGGGAGAAAUGAUUGAUCCCACCAAAGAUAAAUCUCAUGAAGGAACUUCAAAGCUAGAAGCAGUGCAAAAAGCUGGUGAUAAUGGUGAGAAUUUGAGUUCCUUUGAGGCUGUUGAAGAAAGAAAUUUGGAGAUGACGAGACGGGAAGAUAAAGAGGUUAAUUCGGCAAGUUUAUCAAACAAAGUUGUGCUUGAACAAUCUGCUUCGAGAGGCGGGAUGGAGUUGGAGAAGAGAUUGUGUACUGAACAAGAGGAUCCCUCAGAGUUUAUUACUCAUAGAGCUAAAGAUUUUCUUUCCAGCAUUAAGGAGAUCGAUAAUCGGUUUCAGAGAGCUUCGGAAUCUGGGAGGGAGAUCUCUAGAAUGCUUGAAGCCAAUAAAAUCAGAGUUGGAUACCUUGAAGAAAACGGAAGUAUAUCCGGUUUUGCUUUUCUCGACCCUUUACGUCGAUUACGACUUGUUUGUUGUCCUGCAAACCUGCCCUCUAUUCUCAUGAAGAAGCUCAUAAGACAAAAGUGAUUACAUGGAAAAGGUCAACAUCAACUCGGUCAUCUUCAUCAAGGAAUCCUCUUGCUGCCAAAGAUGACGAUGACAGUGGAAGUGAGUUUGUAGAAGAGUUCUGUAUGAUCUCUGGAAGUCAUUCCUCUACCUUGGAUCGGCUUUACGCGUGGGAGAGGAAACUCUACGAUGAAGUCAAGGCAAGCGAAUCCAUUAGGAAGGAGUAUGAUCGUAAGUGUGAUCAACUCAGAUAUCUAUUUGCAAAGGAUUACAGUACACAAGUCAUCGACAAAACGAGGGCAGUUGUCAAGGAUCUGCACUCCCGGAUACGAGUUGCAAUUUAUUCUGUUGAUUCAAUAUCAAAACGCAUUGAGAAAAUGAGGGAUGAAGAGAUGCAGCCACAACUUAUUGAGCUCAUUCAGGGGUUGAUCAGGAUGUGGAAGGCGAUGCUUGAAUGUCAUCACUCACAGUACAUAACAAUAUCAUUGGCAUAUCAUUCAAAGAGUACUGCCAUGGGUACACCUCGAGCAGAUGCACAGAGGCAGAUAUCGAUCCAACUUCAACAAGAAAUCGAAUGUUUUGGCCUAAGCUUUGCAAACUGGAUCAACAGCCUUGCAUCGUAUGUUGGUGCUUUGAACGGCUGGCUACAGCAUUGUAUUCAGCCACAGGAUCGUUCAAAGAGCAGAAGGCCAUUCUCUCCUCGCCGUGUCAUUGCCCCACCUAUCUUUGUCCUUUGUCGUGAUUGGUUAAUCGGAAUUGAUGACCUUCCAUCCAAUGAACUCAGCAAUGCCAUCAGAGCCUUCUUGGAGAAUUGAACUGUUCAAUAUCCCAACAAGCUGAACUACAGAGGAAACAGAAGCUUGUCGAAGCAAACACUGGUGAAGAACUAGAAGGGAAGGCCGACGAAAAUGCCACAUUCUCUUCAAAUAUAAGUUGCAUACAUUCAAGUUUAACAAAAGUUCUCGAUCGACUAACGAAAUUUUCUGAGGCCUCACUCAAAAUGUACGAAGAUGUUAGACAGAAAAGCGAGGCCGCACAAUCAACAUAUUUGAAUUAUAAGCCAGUUAGAUAUUAACCAUGUAAUUAAGGGGAAGUACAAAUAUGUCUCAAGUUGGGCUGAGAUGGAAUAUUUGUAUAGUUUUGAGGAAUUUGUUGCAUGAUGAUGAUGCUCAUUUUAUUCUGCUUCCAGAAAUCCUGUUGAUUUCUUGAAAGUCAAAUUCUUUUCUUUCCUUUUUUCUUCAUUAUUGUGAUCUUAGGCAGAAUCUAAUCAAUUUAGGACCAUUGAAUUCUAGGAAAGGCGUUCUAGUUCUAACUAAAGGCCUCAAUAUCUGUUAGGAAUUCCUAUUUGUACAAAGUCAAAGUCCAUAAUCAAAUUCUUGAAUAUGAAUAAUGUAUGUUGAGAAAAAAAAAA
Molecule: messenger RNA, 2001 nt
Organism: Cucumis sativus (cucumber)
Lineage: Eukaryota; Viridiplantae; Streptophyta; Magnoliopsida; Cucurbitales; Cucurbitaceae
Product: protein ALTERED PHOSPHATE STARVATION RESPONSE 1-like
Exons: 5
Coding region: 716-1405 (229 amino acids)
Source: RefSeq, a predicted model, not a curated record